CCUGCCCACGCCGGGCUGCGGCCCUCACCCGCUGCUCCCCCGGCCUGGGGCCCCCCCGCGGUCCCGGCAGCACCCGAAACCACCGCCACCCCCGCCGAUGCCAACUGCGAGGCCACCCGGCCCAGCGGGGCACCCAGCCGGGUACCGGCAGCUUCUCCUUCAGCCCACAACGUCAGCCAAGGUCCCGGGGAACGACCCAGCUUCCCCGGGGGGUCUCCAGCCGCAGCACCUUCCACGCCGGGCAGCUGCGACAGACGCGCGACCAGACCCCCCUGCCCUACGCGUUGCCCCCCGGUCUGCCCCCCGCCUCCCCCUCCGGUGCCAGUCAGGGUCGUCGCGGUCCCUCCGCCAGCCUCUUCAGCAAGUUCACCUCCAAAUUCGUCCGGAGAAAUCUGUCUUUCAGGUUUGCCAGAAGGAACCCGCACGAGCCCGAGAGCAAGGACCGAGUGGAGACACUGAGACCGGCGGUAGGUCCCGAAAAAGAAACCCGCGAAGCCGGCGCUCGAGAAGCCAAACCUCGUUCUUUACGUUUUACCUGGAGCAUGAAAACGACGAGUUCCCUGGAACCGGGCGAAAUGUUACGGGAAAUCCGGAAAGUUCUGGACGCCAACAGUUGUCGGUGCGAACCCCAGGAACGGUUCGUCCUCCUCUGCGCCCACGGAGCUCCCGGGCACGAUUCCUUCGUCCAGUGGGAAAUGGAAGUUGCAAACUUCCCCGUCUUUCCCUCAACGGCGUCCGCUUCAAACGCAUCGCCGGGACCUCCAUGGCCUUCAAGAACAUCGCCUCCAAGGUGGCCAACGAGCUCAAGCUCUGAGCGGGACGGCGGAGGGGGGGGGGGGGACAACAACAACAACGGUGUCACCUCUGUCACCUCCCCCCCCCCACCAACCCCCUUCUCCUGCUUUGGGGGAGCGGAGGCGAUGGAUUGAGGCGGGGGGGGGGA
This is a messenger RNA of Aquila chrysaetos chrysaetos, 943 nucleotides long. Its product is annotated as serine/threonine-protein kinase MARK2-like. The record is from RefSeq and is a predicted model, not a curated record. The transcript has 5 exons. NCBI's taxonomy places the organism in Eukaryota, Metazoa, Chordata, Aves, Accipitriformes, Accipitridae. The annotation marks the transcript as partial.